This is a messenger RNA of Elephantulus edwardii (Cape elephant shrew), 918 nucleotides long. Its product is annotated as olfactory receptor 2G3-like. Gene Ontology annotation, cellular component: membrane. The record is from RefSeq and is a predicted model, not a curated record. Gene Ontology annotation, biological process: G protein-coupled receptor signaling pathway. The transcript has a single exon. The coding region runs from base 1 to 918 and encodes 305 amino acids. Gene Ontology annotation, molecular function: olfactory receptor activity; G protein-coupled receptor activity. Lineage: Eukaryota; Metazoa; Chordata; Mammalia; Macroscelidea; Macroscelididae.
AUGGAAAGAGAAAAUAUGAGUUUCCAAAGUAUGUUUGUACUGUUGGGCUUCUCCGAUCAUCCGUGGCUGGAGAGGCCUCUCUUUGGUGUGGUCUUAGUCUUCUAUAUCUUGACCAUGUUGGGAAAUGGCUUCAUCAUCCUUCUUACUGUGGUGGAUCCCAGACUUCACACUCCUAUGUACUUCUUCUUAGAUAACCUCUCUUUGUUAGACCUCUGUAUUACCACCAUUAUUUUGCCACAGUUGCUGGCUAAUCUCUGGGGACCACAGAAGACAAUAGCUUUCAGAAGUUGCUUCACACAGGCCUAUUUCUUCCACUUGAUAGCAUGUACUGAAUGCAUCUUGCUAACAGUGAUGGCCUUUGAUCGGUAUGUGGCUAUCUGUCAACCGCUCCAGUACAGCCUCAUCAUGCGUCCCCAGUUGUGUAUGCAGUUGGCAAUUUUAGCCUGGGGCAGUGGCCUAGCCAAUUCACUACUCCAAGGCACUCUCACACUCAAGCUCCAUUAUUGUGAUCACCAUACUCUGGACCAUUUCUUCUGUGAGCUGCCUGUUCUGAUCAAGUUGUCCUGCGAAGACACCACUGCUAAUGAUCUGACACUGAUUGUGGGAGCCACUCCCUUUGUGUUACUGGCUCCACUACUUGUGCUGGUGUCUUACGCCUUAAUUACCAGGGCUGUGGUGAAAUUACCAUCAGCUGAAGGAAGACACAAGGCCUUCAGCACCUGCAGUUCUCACAUGGUGGUCGUCACUAUGUAUUAUGGGCCAGCCAUCUACAUGUACCUACAGCCCCCUAACAAUAGCACCCAGGCCAAGUUCAUAUCUUUUUUUUAUUGUCUAAUCACUCCACUGCUGAAUCCACUCAUCUACACCUUGAGAAACAAAGAUGUGAAGAGAGCAUUGAAGAAGAUUCUAAAAUCCUAA